This is a messenger RNA of Fusarium poae, 855 nucleotides long. RefSeq lists its product as uncharacterized. The transcript is spliced from 2 exons. The record is from RefSeq and is a predicted model, not a curated record. Lineage: Eukaryota; Fungi; Ascomycota; Sordariomycetes; Hypocreales; Nectriaceae. The coding region runs from base 1 to 855 and encodes 284 amino acids.
AUGACGCGCACAUCCGCUUAUGACCUUUCAAACAACGAAAAUGAAGCCAAGGCCUAUUUCCCACUUCAAGAUGGCUCCCCGUUCGAGAUGCCAAUUCCAACUAUCUCAGAGAAAACUCUCAUGGCAGUCGUAGGAUCUGUCCGAAGCUGCACAAACGACCUCGUCGAGUUCUAUAGCAGCUUCGUGGACGCUGCUAACGAUCAGUUUGCCAAUAAAAUAACUUCGAAUUCAGGACCUCCUUUCAAGCAGAUAAAGCAUAUACUUUGUCCUCACAGCCAGUCGACCAUUGUGUGUCUCCGUGAACAGUCCUAUGCCUUGGGCUGGGGCUUAGCAGAGCUACCCGUUGUUCUUGGAGCAUUCAAUUACAAUAAAUAUCUGCUUCCUGCCGUGCCUCAAAUUGGACCUGGACGCAAAAACAUCGAUUUCAAGGAAUUGGCCACCAAUGCCGCCAGGACAGGGACAGAGUUGGCGGAGAGAAUCAAUGAUGAGCUAGAGAAAGGGCGAGAGAAAGACACCAAGCCACUAGAACUCAAAGUCUAUACAGGUAGAUAUUGGAACCAGCUCCAUAACUUUCGCAUCGACGUCUGCAUUGACGAUGAAGGUCAUCUGCGGAUGACGUUACAGGGUAUGGAGGAUGAGUCGUAUAAGCUAAGACACUACCACCACAACUCGUUCGUCUGGAACGUCUCAGAUGACGAGACAGCGAAGCAAGGAUGUUUCCAAACGCGUCCAUGGUUGUCUGACCUGAUUAAAUUUGAGUGCGGGGAAGGAAAUCCGCCUGAUGGUUUGCGAUGGAAGUACGACGUCGAGCUUGAAUCACCCGCCUUAUUUUCCCUCGAGGAGGGAUCUCGCUGA